Rhinichthys klamathensis goyatoka is the source of this 1519-nucleotide messenger RNA. RefSeq names its product sialidase 4 (gene neu4). Gene Ontology annotation, biological process: oligosaccharide catabolic process; ganglioside catabolic process. The record is from RefSeq and is a predicted model, not a curated record. The transcript is spliced from 4 exons. Gene Ontology annotation, molecular function: exo-alpha-sialidase activity. Bases 113 to 1432 code for a protein of 439 amino acids. NCBI's taxonomy places the organism in Eukaryota, Metazoa, Chordata, Actinopteri, Cypriniformes, Leuciscidae. Gene Ontology annotation, cellular component: cytoplasm; membrane; lysosome.
AUGCUCUUGUCACAGACUAACACGUGCACUUUCUCACACUUUCUCUCGAUCUCACACAUCCGCGCAUCUAACACUCAUCUCACGACGCUGCCUGUUCGCUUAAAGUGAGGCUAUGGGGUCUCAGUACUUCCCAGCACGAUCCACACUCUUCCAGAAGGAGCCGAGUGGAGUCACGUACCGUGUGCCGGCUUUGGUCUACGUUCCUCGAUCCAGCUGUUUCUUGGCCUUCUGUGAGGAGAGACUGACUCCGGCUGACGCUCAAGCACAUCUGCUGGUCAUGCGCAAAGGCACCUUUUACAAAAACUAUGUGGAAUGGAAAGACAUGGAGGUGUUAAGUAGCGCUCGACUGGAGGGCUACCGCUCAAUGAACCCUUGCCCCGUUUACGAUGAGUUUACGGGCACCAUCUUCUUGUUCUUCAUUGCUGUUCUGGGUCACACCUCUGAGUCUUACCAGUUAAUUACAGGGAAGAACGUGACCCGUCUGUGCUACGUGUCUAGCAGUGACCAAGGGGACACCUGGAGCUCCGUCACAGACCUCACCAGGACGCUCUUAGGGGACACCAUUAAAGAGUGGGCCACUUUUGCUGUGGGUCCAGGUCACGGCACACAAUUAAAAUCUGGAAGGCUGAUAAUCCCAGCCUAUGCCUACCAUAUCGACUGCAGAAAUUGCUUCGGACGGAAGUGCAAGACUUCGUCACACUCGUUUUGUUUUUAUAGUGACACGCAUGGAAAUGUGUGGCAUUUUGGAGAGGCGCUGUCCGCGCCAGAGAGCGUGGAGUGUCAGAUGGUGUCGGUAGAUGAGGAAGACGGACUCAACAUUUUGUACUGCAAUGCCCGGAGUGUAUCAGGGUCUCGGGUGCAGGCCGUUAGUUUUGAUAAUGGAGCCGUUUUUCGCAACGGCCAGCUGGUGCAGAAACUAGUGGAGCAGAACAAUGGGUGUCAUGGCAGUGUGAUUGGAUUUCCAGCCCCAGUCUACCAGCUCGGGCAAUCCCAACACUGUGUGAGACAGUUGAGGUCCAUCUACAGCCCACCAGCUCUCAGCAUAUCCCCGGCUCUGAGCACUUCACAGAACUUCCUCCCGCCAACAUGGGUGGUUUAUUCUCACCCCACACACCCGAACGCCCGCCGAGACCUGGGAGUCUACCUCAGUCUUCUGCCACGAGACCCAGACAGCUGGUCAGGACCGUGGAUCAUAUACGAUGGCCCUAGUGCAUACUCAGACUUGGCUUAUGUUGAGCUGAUGUCUGGUGAUGCCCCGGCGGUUGCCGUCUUUGCCUGCCUGUUUGAGAGCGGCACAUGGACGGCUUAUGAUGAGAUUUCCUUCUGCAUCUUCACACUGUAUGAGCUAAUCGACCACCUUCCACACAACGACCAACAAAGAAGAGGGUUUAAGAAGAGGGACAGGAUCUGGGAGCGCUGCUUUGUCUGCUGAUUCCAUGCGUGUAACAGUAAAAUCCUGAAGAAUUGAAAAGAUGGCUCCCUUUCAAAUUAUGGGUGUGAAUUUGAAUCUAUCUAUCUA